AUGAGAUUGAGCGACGAUAUAAUGAAAAUCAACAUGUUAUGCUUGGCCGAUCUUCUUUGUGCUGUUUUAUUCGAAUUUAUUCCGGCAGUUAUUAUUCAAAAAAUUGGAUCAUCUGACAAUAUUGGUCCAAUAAUUGGUGUUUCGAGAACAAUUGGAAGAGUUUUUGAGGGAAUUACAAUUAUUCUACUUAUGCGAAAAAAUAUAAAAAUAGAUAUUCCAAGAUCAGCUUGGAAAAACCAUGUAGUGGAAUAA
Molecule: messenger RNA, 252 nt
Organism: Caenorhabditis angaria
Lineage: Eukaryota; Metazoa; Nematoda; Chromadorea; Rhabditida; Rhabditidae
Source: the annotation of a GenBank genome assembly